Messenger RNA from Anopheles nili, 659 nucleotides. It is a transcript of the gene RpL12, whose product is annotated as 60S ribosomal protein L12. Gene Ontology annotation, cellular component: cytosolic large ribosomal subunit; ribosome. The record is from RefSeq and is a predicted model, not a curated record. Gene Ontology annotation, biological process: translation. Gene Ontology annotation, molecular function: large ribosomal subunit rRNA binding; structural constituent of ribosome. The transcript has 4 exons. The coding region runs from base 86 to 583 and encodes 165 amino acids. NCBI's taxonomy places the organism in Eukaryota, Metazoa, Arthropoda, Insecta, Diptera, Culicidae.
UCCGGCAUCUUUACGAUCCGUGCGUGAACACACUUUUUAGAGUGUUCAAUAAUUUUGAUUCUGCCGUAUUUAAAAACCUUCCAACAUGCCGCCAAAAUUCGAUCCUAACGAGGUUAAGCAUGUGUACCUCCGAUGCGUCGGUGGUGAAGUCGGUGCUACUUCUUCCCUUGCCCCCAAGAUUGGUCCGCUAGGUCUGUCUCCGAAGAAAAUUGGUGACGAUAUCGCCAAGGCGACCGGCGAUUGGAAGGGUUUGAAGAUUACCGUGUGCCUGACGAUCCAAAACCGACAGGCUGCCAUUUCGGUUGUUCCUUCGGCCGCUUCGUUGAUUGUGAAAGCACUCAAGGAACCGCCACGAGAUCGCAAGAAGGUGAAAAACAUUAAACACAAUGGUAACAUCACCUUUGAUGAAGUGAUCAGUAUCGCCCGUGUUAUGCGACCCCGAUCAAUGGCCCGUGAGCUGGCUGGAACCUGCAAGGAAGUGCUGGGAACGGCGCAAAGCGUGGGCUGUACUAUUGAUGGACGUGCCCCUCACGAUGUUAUCGAAGAUAUUUCGAGCGGAGCCCUGGAAGUUCCCUCUGAGUAAAGGCUUUUCCGGCAUUGCAAGGAGAGAUGCGUUGGCACCAACAAUUCAGUCAACGUGUUAAAUAAACAAAAGUAAA